Talaromyces marneffei is the source of this 1248-nucleotide messenger RNA. RefSeq lists its product as uncharacterized. The transcript has 4 exons. Lineage: Eukaryota; Fungi; Ascomycota; Eurotiomycetes; Eurotiales; Trichocomaceae. Gene Ontology annotation, cellular component: TORC1 complex; TORC2 complex. Bases 1 to 1248 code for a protein of 415 amino acids. The record is from RefSeq and is a predicted model, not a curated record. Gene Ontology annotation, biological process: TOR signaling; regulation of actin cytoskeleton organization. Gene Ontology annotation, molecular function: protein binding.
AUGAGUGUUAUCCUGUGUACAGCGGGGUAUGACCAUACUAUCCGGUUUUGGGAAGCCCUCUCCGGCAUCUGUUCUCGCACCCUCCAACAUCCAGACUCCCAGGUCAACCGUCUCUGCAUCACCCCCGACAAACGCUACCUUGCCGCAGCAGGCCAUACCAAUGUCAAACUCUUCGAUAUUAAAUCCUCCAACCCGAAUCCGGUGAUGACCUUUGAAGGUCAUACGAAUAAUAUCACGGGCGUCGCAUUUCACUGCGAAGGGAAAUGGAUGGUCACCAGCUCUGAGGACGGCACCGUCAAGGUCUGGGAUACACGAUCGGGCAGUUUGCAGCGGAACUAUGUGCACAAGGCUCCAGUUAAUGAUGUGGUUAUUCAUCCGAAUCAGGGGGAGUUGAUUAGUGGUGAUCGCGCUGGGACCGUUCGUGUUUGGGACUUGGGAGAAAGUGUGUGCACGCAUCAAUUGAUCCCGGAGGAUGAUGUUGCUGUGUCGAGCGUGAGCGUUGCAAGCGAUGGUUCGUUGUUGUGUGCUGGUAACAAGAAGGGCAACGUAUAUAUCUGGCGCAUGAUCCAAGACACCGAAGUGACUCGUAUUGUACCCAUUGCAAUGUUCCAAGCACACCGAGACUACCUUACGCGAGUAUUACUAUCGCCAGAUGUCAAACACCUUGCAACUUGUUCAGCAGACCACACAGCCAAGAUAUGGAACCUCGACCAGGCCUAUCCUCCUGCUGUAGCCGCCGCGGCUGCAGCAGCAGAAACGGCCGCCUCUCGUCCCAACAACUCCAACGGAACUUCCACUCCUACACCUCCUGCCAAUGGUGUGUCCAACAACAACGGCGCCGCCGGAUCUUCUUCCACUACUCAACCCCAACAAACACGAAGUACAUCCACGGACCUAGCAGCCAGCGACUUUAGCAUGGUCAGCAGCGCCGCCAGCCUCAAUCCCCUCCUCAACCCAAACCAAAAUCAACAGCAGCAACAACAAUCAGCCCCUUUCCCUACACAACCCGACGGACCACCCAUCGACCCAUCGACCGGUACCCCGUUCCUAGAGACCACCCUCUCAGGCCAUCAACGCUGGGUAUGGGACUGUGCCUUCUCCGCCGAUUCUGCGUAUCUGGUUACUGUGUCUAGUGACCACUACGCGCGGUUGUGGGAAUUGGCUUCAGGGACGAUUAUUAGGCAGUAUAGUGGCCAUCAUCGCGGCGCGGUUUGUGUUGCUUUGAAUGAUUAUUCUGAGCCUCGUUAA